AUGAGCACGGGAAACAAGUCAAGACCAACAUCUCAUGCCAAUGCAGACUUUAACGCAGAGUCAGUUGGAGUGAAAACCAGUGGCGGAGCAAGUCCGAUGGGUUCCAAUAUUUUUAUUGUUCGAACAGAUGAAAAUAAUACAACUCAAAUACAUCCAGAACCCGAUCGACAUGAACCAAUUACUAAAACAAACUUCGGUCGAGCUAUUCUUCGUGGCAUUCGAUCUCUUUGGGCAACACGACAAACAGAAAAAAAUCUUCAAAAGAACAAAGAGUUAUACAUCAAAACUACAAUAAAAGAACUUGUUCUCUACUUAGUGUUCAUCGCUAUUCUAUGCAUCAUUACAUUUGGCAUGACAUCAACAAAAACAUAUUAUUUUACAACUGUUUUACGUUCGGUUUUUACUGAACGAAACGUUGAAGGCCUUGGUGCUCAGCCAACAUAUGAUGAUAUUGGUAAUUUUGAUGAUUUUUGGAAGGUUAUGGAUGGCCCUGUAAUAAGCGCGUUAUUUGAUCAAAAAUGGUACAAUGGAGAAAAUUUAACCAACGAUCAAUAUGGUUAUGUUUUAUUUGAAAAUAAAAUUCUUGGUUUACCACGAAUUCGGCAACUUCGAGUUACGAACCAUUCAUGUACUGUCCAUGAAAUAUUUCAGCAAUCUAUACGUGAAUGUUAUGGACCCUAUAGUAGUAGUAGAGAAAAUCGAAGUUCCUAUCUACCGGAAAAUGAUACUAUAACGCCGAAUGCUUGGCAUUAUCAAACAUCAAAACAACUUUCAGGUCGAUCAACAAGUGGAUUGAUAUCUGUAUAUGGCGGUGGCGGUUUCGUACAAGAGUUAACACCAAAUUAUAAUGAUGCUUCAGCUCAAUUGAAGGACUUAAAUGCAAAUCUAUGGAUAGAUCGUGGUACACGUGCUGUCUUCUUAGAUUUUACCGUUUAUAAUGCAAAUAUUAAUUUGUUUUGUCAAAUUAAAUUAAUGGUUGAAUUUCCGGCAUCAGGCGGAGCUGUACCAUCGAAAUCGUUUUCAACAGUCAAACUCAUUCGUUAUGUUUCAAGCAUGGAUUAUUUUGUAUUAGCCUGUGAAGUUUUGUUCACAGCUUUUACAGUUUAUUAUACAGUUGAAGAAACACUUGAAAUACGACAUUUUAAAUUGCAAUAUUUCAAAUCGAUUUGGAAUGUACUUGAUGUAUUGAUCAUAGUCAUUUCAUAUAUUUGUGUUGCAUUCAAUAUUUAUCGUCAAAUCAAAGUCGGGCAAAUUCUUGAUGAAUUAUUAAAAAAUCAAAAUAGUUUUGCUGAUUUUGAAUUUCUUACCUACUGGCAAAUACAAUUCAAUAAUAUUGUCGCAUUUGCCGUUUUUCUUGCAUGGAUUAAAAUUUUCAAAUAUGUUUCAUUCAAUAAAACGAUGACGCAAUUAUCGACAACCUUAUCACGUUGUGCAAAAGAUGUAAUGGGUUUUAGUGUUAUGUUUAUGAUUGUCUUUUUGGCAUAUGCACAACUGGGUUAUUUAUUAUUUGGUACAAUGGUUGAUGAUUAUAAAACAUUUUCAAUUUCGAUUUUUACGUUGUUUCGUAUUAUUUUGGGCGAUUUUGAUUUUAAUGCAAUUUUGACUGCUCAUCGUGUUCUUGGCCCUAUAUUCUUCUUAACAUAUGUAUUUUUUGUAUUCUUUGUAUUAUUGAACAUGUUUUUGGCUAUUAUUAAUGAUACGUAUUCCGAAGUUAAAAGUGAUAUAACAACACAAAAGUCGGAAUUUGAAUUGGGUGAUUAUUUUCAAAAAUCCUACGAAAAAAUGCUCGACCGAUUGAAUUUUAAACAAGAUCGUAUUAUUGAUAUACAAAAUGCAUUAAAAAGUGCUGAGCUCAAUCGAGAUGGUGUCAUUGAAUUUGACGAAUGGCGUCGAAAUUUAAAAGCUCGUGGUUAUGCGGAUGUUGAAAUUGAAAAUGUUUUUUCACGUUAUGAUGUUGAUGGCGAUCGUGUACUUCGUGAUGAUGAACAACGUCGAUUUAAAGCUGAUUUAGCUGCACAAGAAAAUCAUUUAGAGAUGGAUAUUAAAGAUUUAAAUGAUCCGCAUGAUCAACAUGGUAAUGAUCAAGCAUCAAAUGGAAACGAGGGUGAUAAUGAAAAUCGUAUUGCAUACGAUAAAUUUGUUAUGCUAGUACACCGUAUUGAUCGUAUGGAAUAUUCUAUUGGAAAUAUUGUUUCUCGGAUUGAUAAUGUUUUAAACAAAUUAGAAACGAUAGAAAAAGGAAAAAUGAAACGACGUGAAGCAUUAACAAAAAUUCUGAAUAGUAUUUCAGAAGAUGAUAAAAUGAGUAAAGAAAUGAAACAUGAACACUUAGAAAGAAUGAUUCGUGAUGAACUUGAAGAGCAUAAUACGGAUUGUACAACGCAAGUUCAAAGUGUAUUUAAAAAAGCAAGAGCACCAUGUGCGCCUGGAAAUGGCCGUUGA
Molecule: messenger RNA, 2442 nt
Organism: Rotaria socialis
Lineage: Eukaryota; Metazoa; Rotifera; Eurotatoria; Philodinida; Philodinidae
Source: the annotation of a GenBank genome assembly